AACACAUGGAAACAUUCAUUACCCGGAUCAUGAGUUGUGGGCAAAACAGAGUUUCAACUUCACGUGGAAAUGGGAAAGGCAUAUUGGGAAGAGUUUGGAAUCUUAGGAAAGAUUCGAAACCGAGUCACUUCCACGGAAUGCCAGGAGGGGGCAUGCUUCAUCCAAAGUUGCAAGAUGCUUCAUCUACUGAGCGAGUGGUCAACGGCUGCUGUCAAGCUCAUGCUUACACAUGAAUCCAAGCUUUGUGACAAACAAGCUGUCGAUAAUAGCAAGCAGUGAAAAUACCGGAUGACAGAAGACAUCCACAUGCAGAUCUGAGAAAAGGGCAGUCUUAGAGUAGUACAAGAAUACAAAGGAGGCGGAAUGGACGGUCAUGGUGCAGCUCCCCUUGUAUAUUCUUGCCACCUCCACCACCCCCCACUAGUGAUUUUACACUUGCAUCACCCGUUUCAUGUUGCAGAUUAAGACCCCAUGUUCUCGCCACUUGACCCUGCUCUAACGUUUCCCAAUCCAUGCCUUAUGUGCGAAUGGCUUUUGCUGGCAAGUGCAGCACAACCUUGUCCGUCCUCGCUGCUGCAGGGUGGACAACCAGCAAGUCCACCCGUGGACGAUGGCCACUCGACAAUGCGACCUGAUCAGUAUCAAUAGAUUUCGCAAUGUUGUCGUUUGACCUUCAGCCUAACUGUGGAGCGGUGGGGGCAGCAGAAGAUGUGCGCCUCCUGAUUGUACAUCCUUAAUCUGAAUGAUCGACAUAAUGAGCACCCGGCUGCAUCCAAUCAAGGCUAGGCAGUGCCGAUUAAGGGAUACUUGUAAGAGGUCAAAUGCCUCCACGUUGUAACAUGCUUCAAACUCUCGGAAGAUGAUUCAACAUAACCUCAAUACGUUACAUUGUCUUUCCAAACGGAGAUGGAGCACGUCAAAGCUCCAUCACGUAGCUGGCAAAGUAUGCCAUUGCAACUUCUGUCCGACUUAUGCCCGAUACUGAUAUGAAUUUUAUCCAAUCCCUUCCCUCACGUACUUGGAGGUGACUUUCGUGGUGUGCGAGUUGAGAUGGUACAGGGGAAGAUGCGAAGAAUCUUUGAUUUAAUUGUUGUUUUGACUGGACUUGGUCGUUGACGAAAGGUAAAUGACGAAAUUGAUUUUCAUUAGAGUACAAGCGGUAUAUCCACUGUUGACAGACUUCUCUUCUGCUCUGAGGAAGUAUUGUUCGGUGUUUUUCGACAUAGUUCAGCAGCUUUGAGACAAAAGAGAUAGAGAAUGACGCUGGCUGGAUGACGGCAAGAGUAUCUACCACCAAACUCAUAUGUACGCCGACUAUGGACCGAUGAGAGCUAGAUCAUGAGGUUUGUUUUGUGACCAAGAGGGGCAACAACUGGUUCACCUUUUAAACGUGAAUUCUUACAGGAGGGCAAGCAGGUUGGAAAAGGUUUGUUGCUACUUCUGAGGAAGGAUGGGACCUACUGCAGGGUCGGACCUUCGGUCGAGCUAACAACAGUAGGUUCCUAGUGAGCUCUCACUGGACGAAUCUAACAACGUCCAUGCCCACGUAGAGUGGACACGAUAUUCAUAAAGGGAGCUGUACGUCUUCAAAGCUGUACUUGAGUGUCUAAUUCAGAUUUUGGAUGAGAAGGAGGUCAUUAUUCUGGGUUUGACACAACCUUUAGAUGGAAAGAUGAUAAUCAAGGGCUGAGAAGAAGUAAACCGCAGAUGUGUACGAUGGAGGACUCCGGAGGUCACAAUGAUUUGCCGCUCCCCUUCAUAAGCAUCAGAAGCGGCGUAGAGGCCACUAAGAUUGGUGGAAUAAAUUGCUCGUGAAAUGGAGGAGAGGAAAUAAUCGAGCGGCCGAACUUUUCACCACUACCUUCGCCAACAAUUUGGGUCACUGACCAUCCUGGAAGCUUUCAAUCACUUUACAUUUUUGUCUCUACUUGCAAGCCUGGGCUGUUGAGGGCGAUCGGCACUGUUGGCGGCCUCCAUACGCACAGUGCUCACUCGUUUUGAUGUUCAGUGGAGCGAGUGCACUUAUACUGCGCUCAUCAAUCAAAUGUUCACAACUGGGGUCAUGAAGCUCCCACGAUUAUGGCCAGAUAAGAUUUGGAAGACGUAUAGGUAGACCUGUGAGGACCCUGUCUUCUUGAAAGCCUUAUAAUAAUCUCUCUGGAUCGAAACUUCUCAUCCCUGGGACUCCAAACCCAAAACCAACGAGCAAGUCAUGUGCAACUUGUUAGCGUUGGUGAUUCAACUCACAAUCUUACUACAUGCACAACAGUUAAUAAGAAAACUGCCCCAACAUGCUCU
Molecule: messenger RNA, 2298 nt
Organism: Marchantia polymorpha subsp. ruderalis
Lineage: Eukaryota; Viridiplantae; Streptophyta; Marchantiopsida; Marchantiales; Marchantiaceae
Source: the annotation of a GenBank genome assembly